This is a messenger RNA of Tilletiopsis washingtonensis, 866 nucleotides long. RefSeq lists its product as hypothetical. The record is from RefSeq and is a predicted model, not a curated record. The transcript has a single exon. NCBI's taxonomy places the organism in Eukaryota, Fungi, Basidiomycota, Exobasidiomycetes, Entylomatales. Bases 182 to 802 code for a protein of 206 amino acids.
GGAGAGGAGGAGAGCGAGGCGGAGGAUGAAUGAAUAAGAAUGGGUCACGCGCGAGUCGCAGAGCACCUGAGACGGACCCCUUCAGGCGCAGCUGUAGCUCGGGCGAGCACAUGUAUGCUACUUUGUACUUCCGCUGAGCGACCUCUUGAUUCUGCGCCAGACUUGAGCGCUGCUCACCGAGAUGCAGCUGCGGAGGAGGGCAGAGAAGCGUCUCCUCGGCCAUGCGCGCGUCGGCGAGGCGCGGAGGCUUUGCGCUGCGAGAUCCCGCGGAGGCGCCCUCCACACGCCGCUCCGCCCAGAUCUGGCUUGCUGCCGCGCCCGAGGAGAAGCAUCAGCAGCAGCGUCAGCGUCUCCAUUCGCACGCCGUCUUGGCGCGAGUAGCACUGCCUUCAGAUCGCUCAGGCAAGAGAGGCAUGCGCUCCGCUUCAUUCCGAGAGCGAGGCAUGCCCCGCUCAGGAGGCGGAGCGCCAGGGCCGAAGAGCUGGCGCGGGAAGCUCUAGCCGGCGGGCGCGGAACUCGGACUCGCUCGUCGGACUGCCGCAGCCGAAGCUGGUGCUGCUCUUGCAUCCCUCAGCAGGGGAGUCAGCUUGCUCUCUUGCUCUCAUGCUGUGCGGCUUGCCGUGCCCGAGAGCGAGGAGCCCCACACCGUCAAGGGAACGCUCCGAGGGCGGCUUGCUCGAGUGAGAUCUGUUCCGGUGCGCGCCGUGGUACGGCCGCGGAUGCACGUCACCGGCUGCCGCCGCACCGCACGCCGUGCUCCGGCGGGCGGGAAGCGCGAAGGGACGCGCUUGCGCCGCAUUGAGCCGCGGCUCGGCGCAGCCGAGGAAAGGGAGCGGCGUCAUGGCCACUUUUGACGCCGCAGCCGC